AUGAAUCUUCCGCCACCAAAACCGCUUGUAGUGGAUGAUAAUCUGGCUAGUAAUUGGAAACCAUGGAAAAAAGUUUGGCAAAGGUAUGAAAUUGCGACUGGUAUUUACAAGCAGGAGAAUCUUGUGCGAGUGUCGACAUUGCUUUCAGUCAUCGGCGAGGAGGCUGUCAAAGCGUUUGAUACAUUUGCUUGGAGUGAAGGCCAGAGUGAAAACAAUAUUACAGACGUUUUAGCAAAAUUUGACGAAUAUUGUGAGCCUCGCACUCAAGUGAUAUAUGAACGCUAUCGCUUUAACAAUCGUAAACAGGAGCAAGGUGAAAGUAUAAGUGCUUACGUGACUGGGUUGCAAGUGAUUAUGAAGAAUUGUGCUCUCGAGAAAAUCACACCGGAUGAGAUUCUACGCAACCGUUUGGUCCUUGGAGUCCGAGAUGAGAAAGUACGAGAACGCCUUUUACGAAUAAACGACCUGACCUUGUCUAAAGCCAUCGACAUCUGCAAAGCUGCAGAACAGACCAGUCAGCAAUUAAAGUUGAUUGCCACUGAUUCGUGA
Molecule: messenger RNA, 549 nt
Organism: Porites lobata
Lineage: Eukaryota; Metazoa; Cnidaria; Anthozoa; Scleractinia; Poritidae
Source: the annotation of a GenBank genome assembly